GUUAAAAUUUUAUCAAAGAAGUCGUCCACAAGCUAACGUCGUCACAUAUCUGUAUCCAGUGAGGAAGGAUUUUGCUCCAGCAGAAAAUGUCAUUUGCAAGACCACAUGAGUCAAUUUAUAAUCCGCCAUCGGAUAUAAUGGAUAUGUAUGAAAAUUUGGAAAUGGCUUUAAUCGUAACGUCUACAAAUGAAAACGAGACGAUAAGACAAAUACUCUGCACAUUUAAAUUAUUUAAAAAACAAAUAAUAGCUCAACAAUGUGUACAUCAAAAAUGGGAAAAUAUGAAAAAUCCGCUUUUGAAUAAUACUGAGAGCUUAUGUACAUAUAUAGGAUCCAAAAUAAUUAUAAGUACUAUUUUUCAAAAUUUGAUAUGGGAAGAAAAUACUAUUUAUAACCCAGCAGAUAUAAAUAUUGAAGAAGAUUACGCUUUGAUUUGCAAUUCAGUACAUCGCUUUGCUUUAACAACGGAAAUUCACAGAACUGUAGAAAAUCUAAUUGGAAGUGAUAAGCACACACUAUUGGUUGAAUUAUACAAAAGUGAAGAACCAGAAACUGUCUUCAUGCAGGGAGUACUGGAUUUAUCUAUAUUACUUUAUCCAAAUGUAAAUGUUGGCAGAUUCUCUAUGAAACUUAACCGAGUACAGAUGGUACGAAGAUCUAAAAGAAGAGGCACACAGUCAAUAAACAAAACAUUUUCUAAAAAAACAGUGGAAGAUGUUAACAAACUCACAUUUGCAAUCAUAGCAGUUUCAUUUCUGACACCCAUUACGGAAUUAUCCGAUGAAAUUGUAGAAUAUACCGAAUCUGAAAUCUCAAAAUUAAAUCUAACACCUAACAGUAUCAUUGAUUACGAUGUUGUACCACCACCGACACCACCAGAUAUUUCGCCAAAUGUACUUUACAGGACUUUAGAUGGCUUUAUUAGCUCCUUUACCGAAUGUGUUGUUAGGAAAAAAAAACCCGACUGUGGCUUUGUCGUAGAAACCUUAAAUGAUAUUAUUACAGCAAUAGUUUAUGCUCAUUCAAAACGUAACGUACCGGAAGAUUAUAUUGAACUUAAUGAGCUCUUAGCUGUCACUUAUAACGAUUUGGAAUUUCGAAUCAAUGAAAGAGUAAAAAAUUUCUUAGAAACAGAUUUGUUAAGCAAACUUUCCUAUAAAAGCAAUGAAACAAUGGUCUUUGAGCUAAUGAGUUGUAUGAAGUACAUGUAUGAAGCUGGUAAUGAGCAAUUUGGUAAUCAAUUGUAUAAUAAACUUCAAAAUGAGCAAAGUAAUAAUUUAUAUUAUCAAUUUUUCAUGUUUUUGUACAACUUAGAAAAAAGGAAAUAUUUAGAAGUUCAAACAUAUUUGUCUAAACCACAAGAACAGCGACUUUUUGGUACCGAGUACUUCGAAGAUUUAAUACAAAUUUAUAUAAAUUAUAUUGAGUCUCUACAAAAAACUAAAAUUAAUCAAGCAAUUGGAGAACUUAUUAAAGAACUAAGAAAUUUUGCAAAUAAAAAUUACAAAGAUAUUACUGUGUGGAUACUUUUGUAUUGUUUAUAUUAUAAAUCGUAUUAUAAACCUGGAAUCUCGUAUGCCAGGUGGAAAUUUAUGUGUCUUUAUGACACAAUAUGUACGGAGUUACCUGAAAUACCUAUAAGUCUUUGGCAAAUAUAUAACAAUCAUGAAUUAACUUUUAAAAGUAAAAGAUGCAAAAAUUUUUACAGAACAAUGAAAUUUCUUUUGCAAUUAGGGCUAUACAAAUUCGGGGAGUUAAUAUUUUUGCAUUUGACUGACCAAUUGCCAGCUAUUGAAGAUUAUAUUACGAUGAUUACAUUUACUUUAAUUUCUGGAGAAAGUAACUCAAAAUUUAAAAUAAGAAAUUUUGAUGGAUAUCGAAGUAAUACUCCUAGACUAGCACUUAUAUUGGAACAACUAAAUGGCUGUUUGGAAGAUUGUCGAGGUGAUUCAGAAGCAGCACAAAAUUAUUAUCAACUUAUACUCAGGAAUGAAGAUAAAUCUCUGAGCUAUGAAGAUGUCCAAUUGAGUUUACUACGUUAUGCAUUCGCUGCUUACGCCAAAGCCUCAUUUGAAAGUGCAAUUGAAUCUUUAAAACUAUUUAUUAUAACAGACAAAGAUAAUGUAAUUAUAAACUUGUUCAUAGGGAAGGCAUUUUAUAAAAUGAAACAAUUUGAAGAAGCAUUUGAAUAUCUUAAAAAAAGUACAUUUCAAGGCAUACAUAUGCCGGAGAUUUGGGUACUUUUAGCAUUAGUUAGUUUGCAAUUGGGGAAUAACUACAGUGCACUUGAAUGCUGGAAAUAUGCAAAUAUUAAACCUGAUACUCAAUUUAGUGAAGAAAUUUAUGAAGAAUUGAAAAAUAUUGAUGUCAGGAAAGUAAGUUUACAAGUAAAACGACCAAAUUCACAUAUUCCAUGUGUUAAAACAAAAUUUAAAAAGCUCAAACGAAAUAAAGACUUCUAAUAUUUCUAGACA
Messenger RNA from Teleopsis dalmanni, 2474 nucleotides. RefSeq lists its product as uncharacterized. Gene Ontology annotation, biological process: cilium assembly; cilium movement. Lineage: Eukaryota; Metazoa; Arthropoda; Insecta; Diptera; Diopsidae. The record is from RefSeq and is a predicted model, not a curated record. The coding region runs from base 87 to 2462 and encodes 791 amino acids. The transcript has 2 exons. Gene Ontology annotation, cellular component: extracellular exosome; motile cilium. Gene Ontology annotation, molecular function: protein binding.